AAUACUUACACGUUUAUAUACACAUAUACUUGUAGGUGUAUAUAUACGUGCAAAUCAUGAGAUUCUCUUUGUGAUGUCUUGGUCUAUAUAAAUUCCAUUUUUUUCCUUUAGUUUUUUCGUUUUUUUUCUACCACACUCUUCAAUCAAAUCAUAUAUAUCCAAAUUUUUCCCUUACUUUCUUGGCAAAAACUUUACGAUCUUUCAAUGUCAGAAGAAUUUCAAGAAUCCGAGGUUAUUUUUUCCGAUGAGUCUUUCACAAGGAAACAUAACAAGAGUCACAACAACGAAAACUACGAAAGAAAGUCGACGGAGAAGGAUAAAUAUUCAUCUCCGGUGAGAAUUCCGUCAAGAACUAUUUUCCGGUGUACGGAAGAUGUGGAGGAGGAGGGAGAAAUGACACCACCACAUGUCAUAAUCGAGAAACGAAGAAAGGAGGCGCAAAUGGCGUUUUCUUUUUGUACCCUUAAAGGAAGAGACUUGAGUCGACACCGUAACACCGUUCUUAGGAUGACCGGUUUUUUGGAAGUUUAGUUGAUCCCAAAACAAAAUGAGAACCGGUCAAGUUUAAUUUGAUCUAUUUUGGUUCGGUUUACGUCGUCUUUCUUCAUUUGGAUGUAAGAUUUAGCUUUGAAACGAACCAAGUAAUGUAUCAUGUUUUACACGUAUAACAUGGCUUUGAAACGAACCAAUGUAUCAUGGUUCUUAUUAUUUGGUGAAGAAAAAGUUUAAUAUUGGGGAACUUUUCCCAUAUUUUAUCAGGUAAGUAAGAUGUUGAAUUUCCGGUUAA
Molecule: messenger RNA, 787 nt
Organism: Arabidopsis lyrata subsp. lyrata
Lineage: Eukaryota; Viridiplantae; Streptophyta; Magnoliopsida; Brassicales; Brassicaceae
Exons: 1
Coding region: 205-531 (108 amino acids)
Source: RefSeq, a predicted model, not a curated record